Penicillium diatomitis is the source of this 1431-nucleotide messenger RNA. RefSeq lists its product as uncharacterized. The record is from RefSeq and is a predicted model, not a curated record. The coding region runs from base 1 to 1431 and encodes 476 amino acids. Lineage: Eukaryota; Fungi; Ascomycota; Eurotiomycetes; Eurotiales; Aspergillaceae. Gene Ontology annotation, molecular function: S-adenosylmethionine-dependent methyltransferase activity. The transcript has 3 exons.
AUGCAGAAGAUGGAAAGACCCCGCCGUGUCCAUGCGGCGAACGUCGAUGGUCCACUCAUCCCGCCUUUCCCGCACUCGCGCGUCCCACGCGCAUCGCCGGAUCCCUGGUACCUCUGCCCAGACCUCGAGUCUGGAGGACUUGAGCUCAAAGCAUUCAUGGCAGAAUCAGACACUCAAUCAGCUCACGAGGCGGAUGGGGAAGGGGAAGCCACAUGGGCGGGGGACUAUGACCCAUUCUCCGAUGAUGGAGAGCGGCGAAGCCUUUUUGCCGCGCUGGAUUCUUUCCGACAGUAUCGGCGAACAAUGCACCAAAUGGUGACGCAUCGGCGUCGUCAAGCGUUCUAUGCCUUACCCUCGGAGCACUGGCAGAUGCUCUCGCAGCCACCUUUUUCUUUUCUGGACACCUUGAACCACGUCGAUGAUGCGAUUGACACUAACGCUGAACUCGCCGACGCCAUUCUCGCUCUGGGUCUGGAGUCCUUUGGGCUCCAGGCCGAUCCACCCAAAGACGACCCUCUCUGUUGGCACGACACAGCUACUGCGUCCGACGUUACCAAGGCCUCCUCCACUAUUCACCAAUUUUUCCGGGACUGGAGCGCAGAAGGCGCUGCGGAGCGAGCCGUUUGCUAUGAGCCUGUCCUUCGGGAUCUCCACACCGAAUUUCAAUCACGCCGAGACGCAGGGGAGGAGAUUCGGGUUCUAGUGCCGGGCGCCGGCCUCGGCCGACUCGUGUUCGAGACCUGUCUAGCUGGGUACAGUGCAGAGGGUAAUGAGAUCUCGUAUCACCAAUUGUUCGCGAGCAGCUGGGUCCUCAAUCACACCGCGGGUCCUGCCGCACAUGCUGUGCAUCCUUUUGCGGGCAAAUUCUCCAAUCUCCAGAGUCGGGCGCAGCAACUGCGGAAGGUCAUGAUACCCGAUGUUCAUCCUGGCGUGGCGAUGGCGAAAGCGGCCGAGACGCAGACUCCCUUGGGUUCGAUGUCGAUGGCGGCCGCUGACUUUCUGGUCCUUUACAUGGAAUCGAGUAACCGAGAGUCCUUUGACGCCGUGGCCAGUGUCUUCUUCAUUGACACCGCCCCCAACAUCAUCCGGUACAUUGAGACCAUCUAUCAUUGUUUGAAACCUGGGGGUUUGUGGAUCAAUGUGGGACCACUCCUCUGGCAUGUCGAAAACGGACGCCCACGUGCGGACGAGGACGAGGAGGACACCUCAAACGGGAAUAAAGACACCAAUCAGACGUCCCCGGGCAUUGGCGAAGGUGGUAGCGUGGAGCUGAGCGAGGACGAGGUGCUGUGCUUGGUGGAGCGCAUGGGCUUUUGCAUCGAGAUACGACCGGGUAAUCGGCAGCCAUGCGGCUAUAUCCAAGACCCGGAUAGUAUGCUUCAAAAUCUGUAUCAACCAUCACAUUGGGUGGCCCGCAAGAUCGUCAAAUAG